Molecule: messenger RNA, 684 nt
Organism: Babesia microti strain RI
Lineage: Eukaryota; Apicomplexa; Aconoidasida; Piroplasmida; Babesiidae
Exons: 1
Coding region: 1-684 (227 amino acids)
Source: RefSeq, a predicted model, not a curated record
AUGACAAACCAUAUUUUCCCUUUAAUUUACUUUGUAAUCCUAUUUGAACUAUUUAUAAGUGGAGAAUGUGGUAUGAAAUGUUCCAAAAAGGUUAAGAUUAGUGAGCGCAUUGGAAUGGUAAAGCCAACUAAUUCCCAAAAUAAGGCAAUCCAAAAUGGUCCCAUACCAAAGAUUGUGAUAACAAAGCCUCCAAAAGAAGAUACUACAGCGAGCGAAUUCGUACCAUGCAGUGCCUGUAAGGCUAAGGAGUUAGCUAGAAACAAAUUGUAUACAAAGGUUAAAGAGCAGGAUCAAAUUAGCCAAUUGAAUCUCGAGACCAUAGACGAAUAUGAUUCUGAAACUAGUUCAGAGGCUAAAUUUUUCACCAGUAAAAGUAAGGACGGAAAUAGCCCCAGGUUAAUUAGAUAUAGCAGGACAAAUGAAUUUGAAAUAAGUCCUAGCGCUAGCUCCGUGACUAAUUCUUCUAUCAGCGAUAGUGUCAUCGAUUUGGAAACUAGUACUGACUAUAAAAGCAAGUCUAAAACUAAAUCAGAGGCUGAGGCAAAGUCCAAAGAAGGGGGGCAUAAGGAGCAAAGAAAAAAGGCCAGUCCCAAACCUUCCAGUCCAAAUGUCAGAGUUAAUAUCAAUACAAAAGCUGGACAUAAAGCUAAAAUUAAAAAGAAUGUCAUUAAGAAGAAACACUAA